Molecule: messenger RNA, 1459 nt
Organism: Jatropha curcas
Lineage: Eukaryota; Viridiplantae; Streptophyta; Magnoliopsida; Malpighiales; Euphorbiaceae
Source: RefSeq, a predicted model, not a curated record
AUGGCUACGGCCGCAACUCCUAGCACAUACAUGGCAACAAUCAAUCCUUGCCUAUCUUCUACGCAUAAAGUAUUUAUGUCAACAACAGCUACUUUCAGUACCGAGUCCAAAGAGGCAUCUUGGACUAGGCUUAAAAGCUCCUCUCACAUCUCAUCAAGGCAGCCAUUCUUACAGAGUGCUACUUCAGCGCCUGUGCGACUUAAAAGGGUUGUUACAAGAGCAAUGUCUGCAGCAAAUGAGAACAAGCCCCUGCCAGGACUGCCUGUUGAUUUAAGAGGUAAGAGAGCGUUCAUUGCUGGUGUAGCUGAUGAUAAUGGAUAUGGUUGGGCAAUUGCAAAAUCCCUUGCUGCUGCAGGUGCUGAGAUUAUUGUUGGUACAUGGGUGCCUGCACUGAACAUAUUUGAAAGCAGUCUACGUCGUGGAAAAUUCGAUGAAUCACGCGUAUUGCCAGAUGGUUCCUUAAUGGAAAUUACCAAAGUUUAUCCAAUGGAUGCAGUUUAUGACAGUCCUGAGGAUGUUCCUGACGAUGUAAAAACAAACAAACGCUAUGCAGGAGCCUCAAAAUGGACUGUUCAGGAGCUUGUCGAAUCAGUGAAGGAGGAUUUUGGGAGCAUUGACAUCCUUGUGCAUUCACUUGCUAAUGGGCCAGAGGUUAGCAAACCUCUUCUGGAGACAUCAAGGUAUGGGUACCUUGCAGCUAUAUCCGCAUCAAGUUACUCAUAUGUUUCCUUAUUGAAGCAUUUUCUUCCGAUAAUGAAUCCUGGUGGUUCUGCGCUUUCUCUAACCUACAUAGCCUCCGAAAGGAUCAUUCCAGGGUAUGGUGGAGGCAUGAGUUCAGCAAAGGCUGCUCUGGAGAGUGACACUCGAGUUAUGGCCUUUGAAGCUGGAAGAAAGUACAAAAUCAGAGUAAACACAAUAUCUGCAGGCCCAUUGAGAAGCCGUGCUGCCAAGGCAAUUGGCUUUAUCGAUAUGAUGAUUGAGUACUCAGUGGCGAAUGCACCUCUACAGAAGGAACUAUCUGCAGAUGAGGUGGGGAACGCAGCUGCCUUCCUGGCUUCACCUUUGGCUUCAGCUAUCACUGGUUCUGUUGUCUAUGUUGACAAUGGUCUAAAUGCAAUGGGUGUGGGAGUUGACAGCCCAAUAUUCGCGAACCUUGACAUUCCUAAGGAUAACUAGAAAUCAGGUUGAGUUUACAACAGUCUUGUUUAGUGGAUCUCCAAAUAUUUUUCAAUUUAAAUAAAUGUUGUAACCUUUUUUUUAUAUAUAUACUCUUUUCAUUUAAUCCAUGCCAUGUCACGGGGAAUAGCUUAUUGUAGUCCCUUUUCUGAGAGGAUAAUCUGUGUUAUUUUAGUGGGCAUGGUUUCGUGCUGUCAUGCUUGUCAACCAUAACCAUGUUUGGUAGGCAUGUAAUUUUCUAAAUUAAACACUGCAGUAGAUAAUAGACAUUCACAUUUUACCA